GGAAGACUCUCCCGGGAACGGCUGAGGUUCCUGUCAUUUUUGAGUCCGUCCGUUGUCAUCAUGGCUCUGCCGCCGUUCUUCGCUCCGGGUCGUCCGGGCCCGCCGCCUCCGCAGCCGCCGCCUCCCGCUCCCUUCGGCUGUCCGCCACCACCGCUGUCCUCCUCGGCUUUCCCACCGCCUCUUCCCCAGCGGCCUGGCCCCUUUUCGGGGGCCUCCGCCCCCUUCCUCCAGCCCCCGUUGGCUCUGCAGCCCCGGGCCCCCGCGGAAGCCUCCCGCGGCGGUGGCUGUGGUGGCGGCAGCGGCGGCGGAAACUUCUACCCUGUGCCGCCACCACCGUUGCCUCCGCCGCCACCCCAGUGCCGGCCCUUCCCAGGGUCCGACGCUCGCGAGCGCCCGCGGCCGCCACCUCCGGGCCCGGGGCCGCCCUGGAACCCGCGCUGGCCUGAGGCGCCGCCGCCGCCCGAUGUGCUCGGGGAGGCGGCUCUGCAGCGCCUGCGCGACCAGCAGUGGCUGGAGGCGGUGUUCGGAGCCCCGCGGCGAGCUGGCGGCCCGGCGCCUCCGCGCGCGCCCGCCGGGCCUAGCCUAGGCGAAGUUCGCGCGCGGCUGCGCGGGGCCCUGCGCCUGGUGCGGCGGCUGCGGGGCCUGGGCCGGGCCAUGAGCGAGGCCGAGGCAGACGGCGCGGCAUGGGCUCUGCUGCACGCCCAAGCCGCGCCGCUGCGCGCCGAACUGGCCGAGAGGCUACAGCCGCUGACCCAGGCGGCCUAUGUGGGCGAGGUGCGGCGGAGACUCGAGAGGGUUCGGCGCCGCCGGCUGCGGCUGCGAGAGCGGGCCCGGGAACGCGAGGCCGAGCGAGAGGCGGAGGCCGCGCGGGCGGUGGAGCGUGAGCAGGAGAUUGACCGCUGGAGGGUCAAGUGCGUGCAGGAGGUGGAGGAGAAGAAGCGGGAGCAGGAACUCAAAGCUGCUGCUGAUGGCGUCCUGUCUGAAGUGAGGAGAAAACAAGCAGACACCAAAAGAAUGGUGGACCUUCUUCGGGCCUUGGAGAAAUUGAGGAAGCUGAGGAAAGAGGCUGCAGCGAGGAAAGGGGUCUGUCCUCCUGUCUCAGCAGAUGAAACUUUUGAGCAUCAUCUGCAGCGACUGAGAAGACUCAUUAAAAAACGCUCUGAACUGUAUGAAGCUGAAGAGAGAGCCCUCAGAGUUAUGCUGGAAGGAGAACAAGAGGAGGAGAGGAAAAGAGAAUUGGAAAAGAAGCAAAGAAAAGAAAAGGAGAAAAUUUUACUUCAGAAGCGUGAAAUUGAGUCCAAGUUAUUUGGGGAUCCAGAUGAGUUCCCACUUGCUCACCUCUUGCAGCCUUUCCGACAGUAUUACCUCCAAGCUGAACACUCCGUGCCAGCGCUCAUCCAGAUAAGGCAUGAUUGGGAUCAGUACCUGGUGCCAUCUGAUCAUCCCAAAGGCAACUCCGUUCCCCAAGGAUGGGUCCUUCCUCCGCUCCCCAGCAACGACAUCUGGGCAACCGCUAUUAAGCUGCAUUAGUAAAGAUGCUCCAGGAGUGUGGUCCAGCCAAGGCCCGUUCCAGCUCUAAAUAUUAGAGAUGCUGCCAUCGUCUUAUGCUUGACUAACCCAGAACCUUUGAACUCUGUGGCUUCACCCUACCCUGAAACUGUGUUUCCCUUCUGUGCUCUGUCCUGGCCAGAGGUGCCUCUUGAAUCAGGAGAUUAAUAUGGUUCUUCAGGAAAGGACCUAGGUGAACUGUGGUUAACUGGUAACACAGUCAGUGGCCUUUGUUCCCCAGAUUUGCCUCUGUUUUGAGGGGCUUGGUCCAGAGUGACUUGGUAAUUGACUCUAACUUCCUUGUGUGGUGAUGGUUAAGUACUCACAUACACUCAAUAUGGGUGUGUGCUGGCUGGAUUUAGCUGCCCUCAUGCGCUAAAGGCAAGGUUGAUGCAAAAUUUCCUUACCUUCUACCCAGAGAGCCCUCAUAAUUUCCAGGAAGAAAGGUGAAAAAAAUGCUCUUUAUCUGUAGUUUUGUUAAUCCCUCCUUUGGUGCAGCUUGGGAGGCUGCUGCUAAGGAAGAUGGCAUUUGGCUGCAGGCUGAGCUGCCAGAAAAGACUGUGGCCUAGCUUGGUAUCCAUAUUGAGAGCUUAGAAAACCUGAAGGAGUACCUGUGCCCAAAUUUGAUCGUGAUUAAACAGACAGUGGCUGGAUUUUCCCCAAGUUAGAAGGGUUCUAAUGAAAGCACCUGUUUUUUAAGUUCCUGGGGGUCUGGCUCAGAACCCUUAAGGACAGAAAUGUAUUCCUCUAUAGGAGCAGGACUUUAACCUCACUCAGCUGUACUGGAGGAGCUGGUGGAGCUGUGACAUCUUGUUAGGGAUUCAGGCUUCCCAAAAGCACCCAUGUAGUCAAAGACCCGUUAUCGUGGAGUCAAUGCCGAUUUCAUAGCAACCCUAUAGGACAGAAUAGAACUGCCCCGUAGGGUUUCCAGGGAGUAGGUGGUGAUUUCGAACUGCCAACCUUUUGGUUAGCAGCCGAAUGCUGAACAGCUGUGCCACUAGGGCGCCCAUGUAGUCAAAGCUGGAGAGAAAUCAGAUAGAAAAUAAUAAAAUUUAUUUUUUCAUGAAUAAAUGCUAUGCCUGGAAA
This is a messenger RNA of Loxodonta africana (African savanna elephant), 2634 nucleotides long. RefSeq names its product programmed cell death 7 (gene PDCD7). The record is from RefSeq and is a predicted model, not a curated record. NCBI's taxonomy places the organism in Eukaryota, Metazoa, Chordata, Mammalia, Proboscidea, Elephantidae. Bases 61 to 1530 code for a protein of 489 amino acids. The transcript is spliced from 5 exons.